AGCUUCAGCUUCAGCUUAAACCUCGCAUCAGCUACUGCCAGUCCGCCGCGAUUCAUCUUCUCUUAUGGGUAGGAGAACUGCCUCAUAACACCACGUUCAAGUGUUCGCAAGACUCAGUCUUCAAUCGGAAGCCGCUCAAUUCGCAACAAACUCCAUCUUUCGGAUCGGUUUAGUAACCUGGUGGUGAAUUUUUAUACCUGAAACUUAAAUAAGAUAACUCUUGUGUUGCUUUUGCGUGUACGCGAGUAAAAGUGUGCUCGUUAAGCGAAAUCAAAAGUGGACAUUAAAAAAAAAGAAAAGUGACUUAAUCCAAUAUUUAAUUUCAUAUUUUUGGAAAAGAAGAAGAAGAAAAAAAAGAACUGCAAUCAUGGUGCAAUUAACACCAGUACAGGAGUACUACAAAGGCAAGACUGUCUUUAUAACCGGUGCUUCGGGAUUUAUGGGAAAAGUUCUGUUGGAGAAACUUCUAUAUUCAUGCUCGGAAUUGAAGGAAGUCAUUAUUAUGAUGCGCCCUAAAAGGGGUAAGGUCCCCGAAUCAAGACUUGAUGAGAUGUUCAAGAUUCCAAUCUUUCAAAGAAUCAAGGAAGAAAAACCAGAGGUCCUAAAGAAGGUGACUCUUGUUCAAGGAGAUGUUACUUUUGAUACUCUUGGUCUAAAUGGAGACAAUUUGAAGCACAUAACUUCAAACACCAACAUUGUAUUCCACAUGGCUGCCACUUUAAAGCUCGAGGGUAAUCUUAAGGACGCCAUCGACAUGAAUACCACAGGAACCAAACGUGUUCUAGACAUUGCCAAGAACAUGUCCAACUUAGAGGCCUUCAUUCAUGUGUCAACGGCUUUUUGUAAUUGCGAUCAAGAGGUUAUGUACGAAAAGGUCUACGAUUUCCCUCAUAAACCAGAGGAUCUUAUUCGUUUGGCCGAAUGGAUGGAUGUCAAGAUGUUGGAUAACAUAACACCUGAACUCUUGAAACCACACCCCAACACCUACACCUACUCGAAACGUCUGGCUGAGAUCUUAGUUCGUGAUCAUUAUCCAACUAUGCCAGUGAUCAUUGCUAGACCAAGUAUUGUAUCACCCUCGGCCUACGAGCCCGUUCCCGGAUGGGUGGAUAAUCUGAACGGCCCCACUGGACUUAUGGUCGGCGCCGGAAAAGGUGUCAUUCGAUCGAUGCUCAUUGAUGGCCGCUUCAAGUCAGAAGUCAUUCCGGUGGACUAUGCAAUCAAUGGCCUAAUAACGAUUGCCUAUGAAUUUGGUUCGGCCGAAAUGAAGCCACCGUCUGUGCCGGUGUAUAAUAUAACGUGUGCGGAUCAUAGGAAAAUCUGCUGGGGGGAGGUUAUUGAGUUGAGCAAAAAGAUUGGCUACCAAUAUCCGGUUGAAGCAGGACUCUGGUACCCAGAUGGUUGCGUCACCACAAACAAGUAUUUGCACAAUAUUAAUGUUCUGCUGUUCCAUUGGCUGCCAGCGUAUUUAAUUGAUUUCCUUAUGUUGCUAUUGGGACAGAAGAGAUUCAUGAUACGGAUACAAAAUCGAAUAUCGAUUGGACUUGAUGUUCUUCAGUUCUUCACUCUUAGAGAAUGGAAUUUUAGAUCGCAACAUUAUGGAAAUAUUUGGCCGAAACUUCAACCAGAAGACCAGUUGAUAUUCAAUCAGAAUAUGGACGCAGUCGAAGAUGCUGAAGAAUAUAUGAUAUCAUGCGUUAAAGGUGGUCGACAGUAUUUAUUAAAAGAAUCACUUGAUACAUUGCCAAGGGCUCGAAAACAAUUAAAAAUGAUGUACAUUUUAGAUCGAGCUUGCAAGGUUCUUAUAACUGGAUUUAUAUUAUAUUAUUUAGCACAAAUAUUAGUCUCGCCAUCGGUUAAUGAGCCAGUUCACGGAUGGGUUGAUAAUUUGAACGGACCCACAGGAUUAAUGGUUGGAGCCGGCAAAGGUGUCAUUCGAUCGAUAUUGGUUGAAAAAUCAAAUCUGUCAGAAGUUAUCCCAGUGGAUUAUGCCAUCAAUGGAUUAGUGGUAAUUCCCUAUGAAUUCAAUAAGGAAAAGAAGCCUGCCACUAUUCCCGUUUACAACAUGACAAAUGCUGAUCAUCGUAAAGUUCCAUGGGGCCAUGUUAUUGAAACUAGUAAAAAAAUCGGUUAUCAAUAUCCACUCAAUGCAGGACUUUGGUAUCCGGAUCCUGUCAUUACAGCAAAUAAACUACAUCACAAAAUCAAUACCAUAUUCUUCCAUUGGCUGCCAGCGAUUUUGAUCGACUUUUUGUUGCUGAUUUUCUUGCAAAAGAGAUUAUUUAAUAUGGACAUGAAUUCUGAGGUCAGUGAAGAAGAGUAUAUGAUUAGAUGUGCUCUUGGUGGUCGACAAUUUUUGCUUAAAGAGAAACCUGAAGAUCUCCCUAGAGCUAGAUUACAUCUUAAAAUACAAUAUGUUGUUGAUCGAGUGUGCAAGACUUUAAUAGUUGGUGGACUCAUUUAUUGGUUACUUUUAACUCCAGCACAUAUGGAACCUCUCCCCGGAUGGGUAGACAAUUUGAAUGGACCAGUUGGAGUUAUGAUUGGAGCCGGUAAAGGUGUUAUACGAUCAAUGAUAUGCAAUGGAGAACUUAAAUCUGAGAUUAUACCGGUUGAUUUGGCUGUAAAUGGAUUGAUUGUCUUGCCAUAUAAUUACAUGCACAUGCAAUUAGCCAAGAAACCAGAUCGAGUGCCGGUUUUUAAUAUAACUUGCUCUGAAAAUAAGAAAAAGACAUGGAAGUGGAUCAUGGACGUAGGUAAACAGUUUGCCUUUGAUUAUCCAUUCGAGAUUGGCCUUUGGUAUCCUGAUGGUAAUAUGACAACAAACAAGCUCUACCACUGGUUUUGUGUGGUAUUCUUUAUGUGGCUGCCGGCUUAUUGCAUUGACUUUCUGCUCUUCAUAUUUCGACAAAGACGAUUCAUGGUACGUGUUCAGACAAAAAUCGCUACUGGAUUGGAACUCUUGCAGUUCUUUACAACACGUUCCUGGGAUUUCAAGUCUGAUAAUUUUAUGAGAAUAUUUUCUGACCUAACUCCAAAGGACAAAGAGAUAUUUAAAAUGAAUACCGAUGACUUGGACGAAUUGGAAUACAUGAAGUAUAGUUUCCUUGGAGGCAGACAAUAUGUCAUGAAAGAGCCAUUGUCUUCACUUCCAAGAUCCAGGACACAAUUGAAAUUUUUAUUUGCCUUGGAUCGAGUGUGUAAGGCAAUCAUUAUCGGGACCUUACUUUAUUGGAUUUAUCUGAAGUUAGGUUUGAACACAGUGAUAACUUCAACAAUGGACGCAGUAGCAAUGCAAAACAUCAAGACCUAAAAUGGGGAAUCUACCGUAUUUGAAAGAUUUGUUUAGUGAAUUUUUCAUAAAUCGGUUUGUUUACGAGGAAUGUUCAACAAAACUGCUUCUUAUUUUUUUUAUUCAAUAAUAAUAAUUGUUAUAAAUAUCAUUCAAAAUAUUCAUUAUGUUUAUUCAUUUAGAAUUAAGUUUUACAUAUUUACAUUUAUAGUAUUUUUGUUGUUCAAUUUUUAUUUACCAUUGGAUUUUUGACUGAUUACUUAAAAUUAUUCUAUUUUUUCUUAUGUUUUAUAAUAAAAUCAAUUCAAAUGAA
Molecule: messenger RNA, 3605 nt
Organism: Eupeodes corollae
Lineage: Eukaryota; Metazoa; Arthropoda; Insecta; Diptera; Syrphidae
Exons: 18
Coding region: 368-3313 (981 amino acids)
Biological process (GO): long-chain fatty-acyl-CoA metabolic process
Cellular component (GO): peroxisome
Molecular function (GO): alcohol-forming very long-chain fatty acyl-CoA reductase (NADP+) activity
Source: RefSeq, a predicted model, not a curated record